Molecule: messenger RNA, 298 nt
Organism: Dentiscutata heterogama
Lineage: Eukaryota; Fungi; Glomeromycota; Glomeromycetes; Diversisporales; Gigasporaceae
Source: the annotation of a GenBank genome assembly
AUGUCUUUAACUGAGCUAUCAACUAAUUUCAUGCACACACAACCUUUUCAAAUUGGGUCGUUAGAUUAUGACCCUAAAAUUCAAUCAAUAUUCCCAACAUACUCCAUAAAUGCCUUUCGUUCAUCAAGAACUCCUAUAACCUAUGUUCACUCAAAUACUGAUAUUAUGACUGAUCCGAUUAACGCGAGAACUCAACCUGCAAUUUUAUAUACUGAAACCAGUUUACAUCGCCAUGUCGAUCUUGCUAACAAUAGAACUUCUCCUAUUCACCAAGCUAAUUAUGCACCAAUUACGGCUG